AGGAGCGCACCCGUCUAGGAAGUGACGUGUCGAGCCGUGCCAGAGGAAGUUUGUGCGGGCGCUGGGAGAGAAAGUUUCCCCGGAGCGGCUGCGCUUGGAGCGGGAAUAACCCUGACACAGCCGCCGCUGGUGGACCGAGCGGACCGGAGCGGGAAGAAAGCGCGUAGUGUAGCGCGUGGAUGCGUGUUGCGGCGUUGGCGAGGCGUGCAGUGGAUUUGUGUGGUCGUGUGAUCGUCUCUCCGCCGCUCCUCCUGCUCGCUGCGAGAUGGGGAAGGAGCAGGAACUGCUGGAGGCGGCGCGCACCGGGAAUCUGGCCGCCGUUGAGAAGCUCUUGUCCGGGAAGAGACAAUCGGCCGGAUCGGCCGCGGCGGGUGGUUCUGGAUCGUCCGGGAAUGUCGGGAGCGGCGGGCACAGCUCUUCACACUCGCUCUCCAGUUUUCUCAGUAUCUGGAGGGGCCCAAAUGUGAACUGUGUGGACAGCACUGGAUACACACCUCUACACCACGCUGCUUUAAAUGGACACAGUGAGGUGGUGGAAGUACUUCUGAGGAACGAGGCUCUGACGAACAUGGCUGAUAACAAGGGCUGUUACCCUCUGCACCUGGCAGCGUGGAAGGGCGACCAGCGAAUCGUCAAACUUCUCGUCCAUCAGGGUCCAUCUCAUCCCAAACUCAAUGAACAGAGCGCUCUAGACCACACAGAGUUCAAACGCUGUGGCCCGUUUGACCCCUAUAUUAAUGCCAAGAACAACGACAACGAGACGCCGUUGCACUGUGCGGCUCAGUACGGACACACUGAGGUGGUGCAGCUGCUGCUGGAGGAGUUGACCGACCCCACCAUGCGCAACAACAAGUUUGAGACGCCGCUCGACCUGGCUGCGCUCUACGGCAGGCUGGAGGUGGUCAAGCUUCUGCUCAGCGCUCAUCCCAACCUGCUCAGCUCCAACACCAAGAAACACACACCUCUCCACCUGGCGUCCCGCAACGGACACCUGCCCGUGGUGGAGGUGCUGUUGGCCGCCGGCGUGGAUAUUAACUACCAGACGGAGAAAGGCAGUGCCCUUCAUGAAGCAGCUCUAUUUGGAAAGACAGAAGUAGUACAAAAACUACUCAACGCAGGUAUCAAUGUGAAUAUCGUGGACAGUAAGAAUCUAACAGCGCUGGACACUGUUAGAGACAUGCCCUCCCAAAAGAGCCGACAGAUCGCCGCCCUCAUACAAGCUCAUAUGAGCGGCCGUCCGUCAGACACGAGCCUCCCUCCUCCACCAGUGCCUCCACCUCAAGAGAGCCUGAGUCCCAAAAGAAAAGGAGAAAUGGAGCAGCAGGUCAGUGAGCUCAUAUCCGGUUUGGCUCCGACGCCUAUGGAAGAGAGUCCGUAUGAAGCUCUGUUUGAGGCGUCCUCCUGUGUCUCACUGGACAGCCUGGCCAGCGGAAAGUCGUCGGACAGAGACUCCGGACGACCAGACAGCGAAGCUGGAAAGAAAGACCGACAUCAUCCACAGAGUCAGUCUGCACAGGACGAGGAUCUCAGCUCUGAGGCGGUUUACACCAACAGCAGUGUGGACGAACGCGCCGAGCCUCUGGAAGAGGAAGACCACACGUAUGAACUGUUAGUCACCGCACAGACCAAAAUCCCCAACAACACACAAAGCAAAACAGAUGUGGAUGUCUCAGCCAAGUCUUCCAACAGUGUCCUACCUCAGCGAAAGGCCGCCACACACAUUGACCUACGACCUUCAGGGUCCAACACAAACACUCUGCAGCCGCCUGCACCUCAUUUUGGCACAGGACAGACGUCUGGAGAGAGCUCGUCGCACGGUCAGGAUAUAAGCGCUGCUGUUCCUGAGCAGUUCACUGGUCUGCUUCACGGUUCCUCGCCGGUGGUCGACUGUCGGGAGGAAGCGUUCAGGCUGCCGUCCUCUGGAGUGAAGUCUGCCGAGGCUUCCAACACUUCGACAUCUGCGAGCUCCGCCCCCCCUCCCCAUCCCAAAACGUCGGUCGCCAUGGAAACCAUUCUCCAGGACACUGACCCCAAAGCUAUCUACGCCACGGUCCACAAAGAGCCACGGGAUUCGCCAAAACACAGCUCGCCGGCCCGCGAUUCUCCGCUGACGAGAAGGAUGCCUCCACCGGGCGAUCUCAAGCUAGCGCGUAGCCUUUCGAAGUCCGACUCCGACUUGCUGGUGUCCCCGCCAGGUGAGGAAGAGACGGGGUUGGGCGGCCGAAGUGAGUCGGUGUCCAACUGUAGCACGACCAAGAGAAGACUGGAAAAAUCACCUUCGUUCACAUCAGAAUGGGACGAGAGACAAAGGCAUUCCCUCUCUAUUCCAUGGAGACAGCGGCCGCCCCAAAGAAUUGAGAAGAUCAUGACUCUAAUUGGUGCCGGCAUCGACUUCUCCAAAGACCAGGAGUGCCCUGCCACAGGUGGAUCUGGGAGGCUACUUGAACAGCCGGUCGGUGAUUGGUUGGAGCAUAUAGGCCUUCCGCAGUAUGAGAGCAAGCUACUACUUAACGGCUUUGACGACCUACGGUUUAUGGGAAAUGAUGUGAUGGAAGAGCAAGACCUGAGAGAAAUUGGCAUCACGGAUCCGUCACAUCGCAGGAAGAUCCUCAGUGCCGCACGUUCUUUACCAAAGGUGAAAGCAUUAGGCUGUGACGGCAGCACGUCUCUCGCUGCAUGGCUGGACGUCCUGGGUCUUCAAGAGUACCUGCAAAACUUCCUGUCCAGCGGCUAUCGCACGCUAGAAUGCGUGAAGAACCUUUGGGAGCUGGAGAUUGUUAAUGUGCUGAAGAUCACAUUAUUGGGCCACAGAAAAAGGAUUAUUGCAUCGUUAGCUGAACGACCAUAUGAGGAGCCUCCGGUCAAACCGCCCCGCCUCUCUCAGAUUAGAUGUCAGGAUCUCAUGUCCCAGACCUCGUCUCCUCUGAGUCAUUCAGACUCCUACACACGCUCUAUGGAUCCCCUGUUACCUGUGGGCGAUUCUGGGAGGAGGAGAGGGCCAGAUUCAGAAUAUGACGUGGCCAUUCGACAGCGGCCCAACGACAGACCACAACCACAAGAGAGAUUUGAGGAACGUCAACGGGAACCUCGCUUGACCUUACGACCCCCGAGUUUGGCGGCACCGUACACACCCGUCCAGAACUGGCACCAUCAGCCCGAGAAGCUCAUUUUUGAAUCAUGCGGUUAUGAGGCCAACUAUCUGGGUUCAAUGCUCAUUAAAGAACUAAGAGGAACGGAGUCAACGCAGGACGCCUGUGCUAAAAUGAGGAGGUCGACAGAACAGAUGAGGAAGAUCCCCACCAUCGUCCUGUCCAUCACGUACAAGGGUGUGAAAUUCAUUGAUGCUGCCAACAAGAACAUCAUUGCAGAACAUGAGAUCAGGAACAUUUCGUGCGCGGCUCAGGACCCAGAGGACCUCUGCACGUUUGCUUACAUCACUAAAGAUUUGCAGAGCAGCCAUCAUUAUUGCCACGUCUUCAGCACUGUAGAUGUGAACCUGACCUAUGAGAUCAUUCUGACACUGGGACAAGCGUUUGAAGUGGCCUAUCAGCUGGCACUGCAGGCCCAGAAGACCAGACAGCAGCAGAGCGCAGCGGGAGGGACGGAAAUCAUCGAGACCAAGAGCAGCAGACCCGUCCCCAAACCACGAGGGAGCAUGCGCAAGUCAGGGGUGGAAGCGAUGGAUGUGGACGCUCACGGUCAGAGCAGCGCGACCUGGAUCCUGGACUCCAAAGAUCCCAAGCGCACCGUCAGCACCAACUGACCGCUGUGUCGGAUGCCAAACAGAAAGGAAAGUUGGGAUGCCAAUGACAGCAUGACUGUGGAUGAAACAUCACUUGUAUUGUGUGUGUUUGUGUGUGUGUGUUUAUAUAGAUCUAUGUAAGUGUCAGAAGUCUCACACCUACAGUGAGCUCCGCCCAUCCAUCACCAGGUUUCACCUUAAACACACGAGCCAAAGACAAACAAAAACAGUCCCGUCCACACAUAACAAAACCUCUCCCUCUGAAAAACAUUGUGCUUUUAUCAGACUUCAGACACACGUUCAAGGACUAAGUUUUCAAACACUGGAAACGCGCAGCAGUCACUGUAUUCUCCCGCAAUAACAAGAGCCAGUGUUGACGUUGUCUUUGCUUUGAUUUCUUUGAGUUUUGUUUUAUUUUUAUUGUGAUGCGACAGUCUACACGCUCUUGUUUCGUCUGUGAUUUUUGUCGUCUAAACUGAUGGUCUUUCAUCUCACAAAGAUGCUUUUAUUUUGUCUGAUAACUGAAAAUAAAAACAGUAAGUUAGAAACACUGAUUCCAGUUCAGCGAAACACUGAUUAGAGACUACAGUCAUGUCUUUUGAUGUCCAGUUAAGAUCAAUCCAUUCGUAAAUUUGUCAGUAUUUUAAGUCAGGUGACCAACAGGCUUUAGUACAAAUGUUUGUCAAGCUAAACAAAACAGGCAAGACCAUUCAAACAAAAGGACUAUGGUACGAGUUUAAAUAGGAAAGUUUAGCCACAGAAACUCAGUGCAAGAUUAGUGGGAGAUCCUCGGUGUUGUGACGUCUUAUGGUACACUAUUAUGAACAAGUUAAUAACUUUAUGAUGGCAUGAGAAUGGUACAGUCAAGAUUAGUGACUCUUACACGUAUACUGUGAUUUCUAAUACAAAAUAAUGGUGUUAAUGUGACACUACAAACAACAGCGAGUUGUUUUUAUGUGUAGAGUUUUGUGUCUUUCCUUUAAUGAUUAAGUUGCAGAAAGCAGGGUAUGUCUAAAAAAUAAAAAUUAAAUGGGUUAAGAAUUGAAAUUUGCAUAUUCAUCUGUCGUGGACGAACCUGCGCUUAUGUUUUGUGUAGAUAAUGCAUAAAUAUGAGGUGUAGAUGGGAAAUAUUCCUGUAUGCAUUUAGCCCUAGUUUACUAGGAUUUUAAGUCUGGUACUUUUUAUUUAGAUUUUUUCUUCAUUUUUAACAUGGUACGUUAAAAAUGGGUACAGUGCUAAAUACAAGCAGAUGCUAAUGCUAGCACCUGUAACAGCCGCAGUGUUUGCACAACUAAUCACGUUAGCGAAUACAACGGUGACAGUUUGGAUCAUAUUCAUGGCUAAAUGAUAAAAAUAUAAACAAUAUUGAAUUGUAAAGUAAUCCUGGGUGGUCUGUCUUUUGAUACUUGAAUGAUUCUGCUUUUAUAGAUAUCUCUCUCUAUAUAUGUAUAUGUAUGUACUGUAUGUAUUUUUUUUUUUUCUUUGUUAACUUUUUGGUCAUGUUUUUGUCAUAUCUAGAGAGGAACGUCUUUUUAAAGCUCAA
Labeo rohita (rohu) is the source of this 5285-nucleotide messenger RNA. Its product is annotated as ankyrin repeat and SAM domain-containing protein 1A. The record is from RefSeq and is a predicted model, not a curated record. Lineage: Eukaryota; Metazoa; Chordata; Actinopteri; Cypriniformes; Cyprinidae. The transcript has 28 exons. Gene Ontology annotation, molecular function: protein binding. Gene Ontology annotation, cellular component: cytosol. Bases 266 to 3763 code for a protein of 1165 amino acids.